Molecule: messenger RNA, 1093 nt
Organism: Zophobas morio
Lineage: Eukaryota; Metazoa; Arthropoda; Insecta; Coleoptera; Tenebrionidae
Exons: 11
Coding region: 1-1056 (351 amino acids)
Biological process (GO): heme biosynthetic process
Cellular component (GO): cytosol
Molecular function (GO): uroporphyrinogen decarboxylase activity
Source: RefSeq, a predicted model, not a curated record
AUGGACCCUCCCCACAAUGAUCGGUUACUUAGAGCUGCGAAAGGAGAUCGAGUAGACCGGCCUCCCGUCUGGGUUAUGCGUCAGGCUGGGCGUUAUCUGCAAGAGUUUAAAAAUGUAAGAAAAAAGUAUAAUUUUUUUCACAUAUGCCAAACACCGGAGCUUGCUAGUAAGGUCACUCUCCAGCCCUUAAAGAGAUUCAAACUUGAUGCCGUUAUUAUAUUCAGCGACAUUCUAGUCAUUCCUCAGGCGCUAGGAAUGUCUGUGGAAAUGCUACCUGAAGUAGGGCCUUCCUUUCCAAGACCCUUAAAAAUACCUGGCGAUCUUGCGCUGCUUGAAUGUGAUGUCGACGUCGACGUCGCCCUUGGAUACGUCUAUGAAGCCAUAAGCCUGACCUGCCAAAAGCUCGAGGGGAGGGUUCCGUGCAUUGGCUUUUGCGGAGCUCCUUGGACUCUCAUGUGCUACAUGAUCGAAGGACGUGGGAGUCAAACCGUCUCUGGAGCAAAAAAGUGGCUUUAUGCCUACCCCAAAGAAAGCCAUAUUCUAUUGGACAUCUUAACAAACAUAUGCAUUAAAUUUUUAGUUGGCCAGGCGAGAGCAGGCGCCAGAUACCUGCAAGUGUUCGACACAUUAGCCCUUCACUUGGGCAGGGACCUGUUUGUGAAGUUCGCCUUUCCUUGUUUAAAGAAAAUCGCGGCCAAAGUAAAAGAUGAGUUGAAGCAACAGGAUCUCGACGUGCCCAUGUGCGUCUUUUCAAAGGGCACUCACCACUGCUUGGAGAUGUUUGAAGAUACUUCUUAUGACGUUGUUGGCUUGGACUGGACCGUCGAGCCUGCGUACGCCCUUCAGAAACUACCCACAAAGACACUACAGGGAAAUCUCGAUCCUGGCGCUCUUUAUAGUUCCAAGGAAGACAUUGAAGUUUUGGUUAAAGAGAUGGUAGCCAAGUUUGGGGGUGGUAAGAGCAAGUAUAUCGCUAAUCUCGGUCACGGCGUAUAUCCCGACUGCGAACCAGAAAACAUGAAGGCGUUUGUGGAUGCGAUCACGGCUAUUGUCUAAAUACUGAUUCUACCAACUAAUAAAUGUUCUGAUUAAA